AUGUACGGGCGGCAUAUUCGACGGCUUUAUGAUUUCGUAAGGUCCUACUCGAUUGAGGGUAUCCUUUACCAGGCAGAUCACAACAUAUACGACAAUCUAUUGGCGGCAAGUCGAGGCUCCAUUGACGGUGUUUGUUUGGAUGCUUCAUUUGUGCAAGAGGAAGAGUGGUACUCCAUCUCUCAUGAGAUUUUUCCAACACAUGGCUCGGUAGAUCUGGAGAGAAUGUUGCAGGCAAAUGUGAUCUACAUUAACUCGGGGAGCUUCAGUGCAGAGUACUACAGAGAAGCGGAGCCUACUCUCUUUACGGGGCAUUCUUUGAUGCGGAUAGUCAUGCGCAUGGUGAAAGAAGUCCCUCAGUCAUUGUACACAUUAGUCCCAGGUCUGUCCCAUACUGGAACCGUCAGGCGAUUAAUCCAUGGAACCUUUUCUACUGCAGUCGUACCUCAGCCGUUGUUGGCCCCGGAAGAUCCAAUAGAAGGGUUGCAGAUUGACGUCGCCGCAGACAAAAUGAAGUUGGCGUUGCAAAAUGGUCUGUUCACCGGAAAUGACCAGGUGCCCCCUUACUUCUUUGCCAUGAUCAAACCACUUCCAGCUAGCGACAAUCCUCAUUCUUGUUGGCAAGGACCAACGGUCACGCUCGAUAUCCAAGCGCCUAUGGGCUGGGGGGCUCAGCUAGAUAUGUUUGUGAACUUGGUGGUGUACCGACAUCUUGUGGCAGUGAAUGCUACCGUAACGAUGCAUUUCGGCAAGCGCCUUCCGCCCAACUCGAAAGUUUUGGCCGCAGCACUCGAGAGGUACCAUGAGUGUGGCGCUGAAGUAGACGUUGAUGCCGACCCUUGCUAUCACCCAAUGUGCAAACGAACAGUGGUCCCCACAGAAUUUGAAUAUCCUCCUGCCUACUAUGCUUGA
Messenger RNA from Seminavis robusta, 909 nucleotides. Lineage: Eukaryota; Bacillariophyta; Bacillariophyceae; Naviculales; Naviculaceae. The record is from the annotation of a GenBank genome assembly.